ACAAACACAUUUUAAAAAAAGCCACAGCCACGGAGAUCAGGCCAUGGAGGCUAGCUCAGAAGAUAGCCUCUCCACCCCAAAGAGAUGACUGAAAGAAACUGGAACAAAGGACAGUAACUAUGGGGGUGUGAGUGAUUGCUGGACCCAGACUAGGAGGAAGUCUAGUCUGUUAAAGCUUAUUGGAACCUCUCUGAGGAGCAACAUCUGAUUGGGCCGAUCCCAGGUUCACAGCUCUUCAGGCUUGUUAUCACCACCUUUGGAAGUUGCCUCUUUCUGCAGAAACAUUUGGAAGGGUUAUCAACUUGAGAAUAACGUGCUGAAUAUUUCUUGGAUGGUAGAGAACAGUACUCUGCUUUCAUUCAAAGUCUACAUUUUUCAUUGCUUGGACUUGAUCUGAAUUGCAAGAGAGGUGAAAUUUGCCAUUUCAUCCUACAAAGUCAACUCUAGUGCAGGAUUGUUUAAUCACCUCUUCCACAUUUUCCUAAUUAACAGGACAGCACAAGAUGACUGAAGAAGCUGACACGACAACCUACUACUACGAUCCUGAGUCAGAACCAUGCCAAAAAGCUGAUGUCAAAAAAUUUGCAUCCCAGUUUCUGCCCCCGCUGUACUCCUUGGUGCUGAUAUUUGGCCUGGUGGGCAAUGCGCUAGUUGUGCUGAUCCUGAUAAAAUACAAGAGGCUGAGAAGCAUGACUGACAUCUAUCUGCUGAAUCUGGCAAUUUCCGAUUUACUCUUUAUUCUUUCCUUACCAUUUUGGGCUUAUUAUGCAGCACGUGAGUGGGAUUUUGGAAAUGCAAUGUGUAAAAUUCUUUCAGGGGUCUAUUAUGCUGGCUUCUACAGCGGGAUCUUUUUCAUAAUACUUUUGACAAUAGAUAGAUAUCUGGCAAUUGUGCAUGCAGUGUUUGCUUUGAAAGCCAGGACAAUUGCCCAUGGCAUCUUCACAAGUGUUUUCAUUUGGGUUGUUGCAAUAUUAGCCUCUCUUCCAGGGUUUAUAUUUCACAGUGUUCAAAAGGAAGGUCCUCACUGGACCUGUAGCCCUCAUUAUCCAUUAGGUUAUGAAAUCAAAUGGAAGCAAUUCCUGAUUUUAAAGAUGAACAUCCUGGGACUUGUCAUUCCACUGGUCAUUAUGAUCUUCUGCUAUGCAGAGAUUAUAAAGACAUUACUGAGAUGUAGGAAUGAGAAAAAACAUAAGGCAGUCAGGCUUAUUUUUAUCAUAAUGAUUGUUUAUUUUCUCUUCUGGACACCAUUCAACAUUGUUGUUCUCAUGUACACUUUUCAAGAUUCAUUUUUCCUAAAUAACUGUGACAGCAGCAGUCAGCUGGAGCUAGCAAUCCAAGUGACAGAAGCAGUUGCAAUGAUCCACUGUUGUAUCAACCCCGUGAUCUAUGCUUUUGUUGGUGAAAAGUUUAGGAAAUAUCUUUAUACCUUUUUCCGAAAAUACAUUGCAAUCUACCUCUGCAAACACUGUCCAGCUCUUCAUGGUGAUAAAUUAGAACGGGUUAGCUCCACAUACACCCCAUCCACUGCAGAGCAUGAUAUCUCCAUUGGUUUGUAAAAUGCAUUAGAAAUGUAGCCAGUAAAAGUUUCAUCCUCCUUUUUACUUAAAAGAUUGUGCAAUUAAACAAAACUCUUAAUACGAUGACAAUAAGACCUGGACAGUUACCAAUCACAGUAAUAAAACUUUUUUGUGA
Messenger RNA from Caretta caretta (loggerhead turtle), 1692 nucleotides. Its product is annotated as C-C chemokine receptor type 5. Gene Ontology annotation, cellular component: membrane; cytoplasm; external side of plasma membrane. Gene Ontology annotation, biological process: immune response; positive regulation of cytosolic calcium ion concentration; calcium-mediated signaling. Lineage: Eukaryota; Metazoa; Chordata; Testudines; Cheloniidae. Gene Ontology annotation, molecular function: C-C chemokine binding; C-C chemokine receptor activity. The record is from RefSeq and is a predicted model, not a curated record.